Molecule: messenger RNA, 2259 nt
Organism: Solanum dulcamara
Lineage: Eukaryota; Viridiplantae; Streptophyta; Magnoliopsida; Solanales; Solanaceae
Product: pentatricopeptide repeat-containing protein At2g30780-like
Exons: 6
Coding region: 1-1101 (366 amino acids)
Molecular function (GO): mRNA binding; protein binding
Source: RefSeq, a predicted model, not a curated record
AUGACAGUUGAGGAGUACCGGACUCCCAUGACAGUUGAGGAGUAUUCCAAGGCUAUUGUUGUGGCAGGAAGGUUAAAGAAUGUUGAUCUUGCAGCCGAACUAUUCAAGGAAGCUUCCACCAAGCGACUCAAAUCGACCUCUUUAUAUAAUGCCCUUAUGACUGCUUACAUGCUCAAUGGUUUGGCUGUUAAGUGUCAAUCAGUUUUUUGGGACUUGAAGAUGGAAGCAACAUGUACCCCAACUAUUGUAACAUACAACACACUGAUCUCUCUGUUUGGAAGAUUAAUGCUGAUAGAUCACAUGGAGGCAACCUUACGGGAAAUAAAUGAUUUGGAUGUCUGCCCAAAUGUUGGUACGUACAACUAUUUAAUUGCUGGGUAUAUCACAGCGUGGAUGUGGGAUGAUGUGGAGAAGACGUAUAGAAUCAUGAAUGCAGAAAGUAUCAAACCUGAUCUUACUACCCAUUUAUUGAUGCUUCGAGGAUAUGCACAUUCUGGUAAGUUGGAUAAGAUGGAAGAAAUCUAUGAGCUUGUCAAAGGUCAUGUAGAUCGGCAUGGAAUCCCAUUAAUUCGAUCUAUGAUAUGUGCUUAUAGUAAAAGUUCUGAUGUAAAUAAAGUUCAAAAGAUUGAAGAAUUGCUGAGGUUGAUUCCUAAAGAUGAUUAUAGGCCUUGGUUGAAUGUCAUAGUAAUAUGUUUGUAUGCAAAGGAGGAUCUAUUAGACGAGAUGGAAAAUUCAAUAAAUGAGGCAUUUGAAUGUAACACAUCCGUCACAACAGUUGGUGUCAUGCGUUGCAUCAUUUCAAGUUACUUCCGAAACAAUGCAGUGGACAAACUUGCUAAUUUUGUUAGCCGUGCGGAAUGUGCUGGUUGGAAAAUAUGCAGGUCCCUUUACCACUGCAAGAUGGUUAUGUAUGCAUCACAAAGGCGGCUCAUUGAAAUGGAGAGAGUUCUUAGCGAGAUGGAUAAAGUGAAUUUGAACUUCUCAAAGAAAACAUUUUGGAUAUUAGUUAAAGCCUACACAACUUGGGGGGAAAAGGAUAAAUGUCAGCAGAUCUUGGGUAUGAUGUGCAGGCAUGGAUAUGGAAUUCCUAUAAAUGGAUAAAGUUGGUAGUUCAUAUUUCAAUUUCCUUCCAUCAUAGUUCUACGACGGUUAACCUGAUUGUAGUAUUGUUGGAAUUUGGGAUUUUGAUGAAGCAGCAGACGACACUCUAUUUAGUUCUUCUCUUUUGUUUGUUCCCCCUUGUUGCUGAUAUACGACAGGCUAAAAUCUCAAGUGAUGAUAGUAUUUCUAUGAUAUAGAAAAGUUAAUUCAAGCAUGUGGGAACAACAUGUCUUCUUAUUGCCAAAAUAAUUCAAAUUGAGGCCUUUUUGGUUCAUCGCCAUCCAGCUUGUCUGGGUCUUAGCAUCAUCUCUCCACUAUUAACUUAAUCUGUCUCUACACUCUCUUGGAGAUUUAUGUUGUUCCACUGCCUCUGAUCGACAUUCAUAUGAAACUCUGUAACCCAUUACUUUGGUCCACUCCAAAUACAGCUAAUUCUGCUGCAGCGGCGGGGGGAGGAGUUGGUGCUAUUGCUGUUUUGAGUAAUGGACAGCUUCAUCACUUUGGUCCACUCCAAAUACAGCUACUUCUGCUGCUGCAGUGGCGGUGGGAGACUAGUGAAAUGGGUCAAGUUUGUAAUCUGGAAGGAAACGAAUAAGGCUGUUGAUAAGUGAUAGCACAUACUGGAUAAAUGUGAUGUCUAAUCAGCUUUGUAUCAGUCCAGCCCCAUCUUUAUUGGUCCUGAAGAGUAUUGAAUGUUAGACCAACUGCUUUUUUCUUCAUCAAAUGCAAUCUUUGGUCAGAUGAAAUUCACCAACUGUAUUCUAGUGCACAGGAUGUCUUCAACUCAACUCAACUUUAUGCUGUUUCAAUGAGUGAUUCAGAGAAUAUGGCUUCUAAAAUGCCCGGCUACAACAGGGGAGGCUAUGCACUCUAUAAAUUAAUGGUACAAGAUCGUUUGCUGAAUGAGAGGAUUUUGUAGGCUCGUAAUCUCGUCUACCUGAUUUAUACACGUUUGUCUCUCAGUCCUUGAUGUGCAAUCUCAUGCUGUGAUAUUUCAUUGAUCAAAAGAAAAACUCCCCAUGGAAAAUAUAAAUGAGCUAACAUGCACAGAUUAUGCAAUUUAGUCAUAUUGAAUUGCAACAAAACGCAUUUGUCUUUGCUUCUUUGCUAUGUAUUGAACUGUAUUAGUUUUGUUUUAUCACAAGAUUUAUUCGAAUA